Messenger RNA from Dovyalis caffra, 1977 nucleotides. NCBI's taxonomy places the organism in Eukaryota, Viridiplantae, Streptophyta, Magnoliopsida, Malpighiales, Salicaceae. The record is from the annotation of a GenBank genome assembly.
AUGCUCUCUUGCCCACACUACCGCCAUCCCCUCCACUUCGUCCACCACAGAAACCGCAAUUACACUACCCUUCUCCAGCUCUCCUCUUGUCUCCACCACCAAACCCCUCAAAACCCCACCACCACCACAACAACAACCACUAAUGACGAACCCAUCCUCAGGACCCACAACUCCAAAUCCACCUCUCUUCUCAUCCAUCACCUUAAAUCACCAAAUCAAACCCAAACCAAGAUUGAAACUUUACAGGAUGUAAUUACACCAGAAGAAAGAGUUAAACUCCAAGAACUAACCCUUGUAACUAAAAAACGAAUCCCACAAUUCCCAGGCUCAGUUUUUCCAACAAAGACAGAAUCUUUAGAUUCUCAUUUACAGACCCUUUUUAGAAACCAAAGUGAAGAUGAAUAUGACAGUGAAAAAGAGGAUGAUUUUGAUGAGGAAAUGGUUGUGAAAGCUAUUGAGAUACGUAGGAAGGUGACAGCUGAGAUUUUUAAACAAGCAAUGAGGAGGAAAGGGAAGUUUGGGAUUACAUAUUCGACAAAUUUGGUUAAUAGAUUAGAUGAGUUUGUUGAUUUUGUUAUGAUUAAGGCUGCUGCAAUGAAGAGAAUGGAUGAGUUUAAGUUUUUGCGUUUUAAUGAUAGAGCUAGAAAUGUUAUUGAGGAGUUGAAUGUUGUGCCACUUAUAAGGUGGUUGAAACACAAUGCAGUUUCGUAUCCUAGGAUUGCUAAGCUUAUUUCCAUGUCAAGAGGAAAUGUUGAGUCCAUCAGACGUGUUGCUGAGUGGUUGAAAUCAAUACACGUGAAGGGGGAUUUUCUUGGGUCGGUGCUCACGAAGGCAGGGGAGAGUAUUUUUGAACGGUCUAAUGAAGAAUUAGAAGAAAUUGUUGGGUAUUUAGAGAGCAACGGAGUAAGAAGGGAUUGGAUGGGUUAUGUAAUGAGUCGAUCUCCUCAAUUGCUGUGUUGUAGCAUGGAAGAAGUGAAAACUCGAGUUGGGUUCUUCUUGGAUCUGGGUAUGAAUGAGAAGGAUUUCGGCACGAUGGUCUUUGAUUAUCCUAGGGUACUUGGCUACUUUACUUUGGAAGAGAUGAACCAAAAGGUUAAUUAUCUCAAGGAGUUUGGCCUCAAUAACGAAGAUGUUGGGAGAUUACUAGCAUUUAAGCCACAGUUGAUGGGUUGUGGCAUUGAGGAAAGGUGGAAGCCUCUUGUUAAGUAUUUUUACUACCUUGGGAUUUCACGUGAUGGUAUGAAGAGAAUGCUUAUCAUUAAACCAAUGGUUUUCUGUGUUGAUUUGGAGCAAACCAUAGUGCCAAAGGUGCGAUUUUUUCAGGAUAUAGGCAUUCGAGAUGAUGCUAUCGGCAACAUACUUGUAAAGUUUCCUCCGUUGUUAACAUACAGCCUUUACAAGAAAAUCCGGCCAGUGGUGAUAUUCUUGAUAACAAAAGCUGGAGUUAGUGAGAGAAAUAUUGCAAAGACUAUAGCUUUGGGACCAGAGCUCUUGGGAUGCAACAUAGUGAAUAAGCUUGAGAUAAAUCUAAAAUACUUCCUCUCACUUGGCAUACGCCAUCGACAAUUGGGUGAGAUGAUUGCUGAUUUUCCAGUGCUACUGCGAUACAAUAUAGAUCUCCUCCGUCCAAAGUACAAGUACUUGAGGCGAACUAUGGUCCGUCCUUUGGAGGAUCUCAUUGAGUUUCCAAGGUUCUUCAGCUAUUCUCUUGAUGACCGAAUAAUUCCAAGGCACAAGAUUCUGGUAGAGAAUCAUAUUAAUUUUAAACUACGGUACAUGCUAGCUUCCACAGACGAAGAAUUUCAGAAAAAGGUCGAGGCUGCUGUGGAAAGGCGUCGAAAAUUUGAAUCUGGUUUGAUGGGUGAUAUGCUCUCUAAUUCUCAAGCAUUUGAUGAGGACCCUUCAGAAGACGAGACAGAUUUCCGGUUUCCUGAAACUCAGAUAAUUGUUUCCAAUUCUCAAAAAAACGCAGCUUAA